Messenger RNA from Folsomia candida, 1664 nucleotides. RefSeq lists its product as uncharacterized. NCBI's taxonomy places the organism in Eukaryota, Metazoa, Arthropoda, Collembola, Entomobryomorpha, Isotomidae. The transcript is spliced from 3 exons. The record is from RefSeq and is a predicted model, not a curated record. The coding region runs from base 104 to 1228 and encodes 374 amino acids.
CUAAAUUUUGGUUCAGUUCUCCGUCUCGAUUCGCUUGAUUUUGAUUAAGCAACGAAUUUUUUUAGUGUUUUAGUGAGACGAACAUUAAAAAAAUAAUAGUAAAAUGACCUUUAGAGGGCGAAAAGGACCCUUAUUUUUUGCCCUUUGUGUUCUUCUCCUGAGUUCUUCUGCAUCGGGACAAUCCUGGUCUUCGAAUUAUCAGAGUUACACGUCCCCAAAAGAUGUGAGUAAUAAGAUUGUUGAGAAUUAUGUGGAUCCUGGUGGUAAAAACGGGGUGGAUGGUGGGGGGCAGAUUCAGGGGGACGUUUCUAUCACGGAGGCACCCCAAAGGAAGGAAGGCACAGCGGGAGGGGGGCAGUCGAUGUAUUAUUACGAAAUGUUCCCAGCGGCCGCAGGGGGACAGGCAGCACAGCCUGCAGUAGCACAACAUCAUGCCGGUCAAGGGAGACAAUUGUGUUCUUACACGGAAUCUGGGGCGAUGCGGUGUCAACCGAAAUCGGCCUCAUUCUACCCCACGUACGAAGUCGCAGCGUCCAACGCGAUCCCGCAGUACAGCGGAGGUCACUACUACCGCCGUCCUUCCGACAACCGGCAAAGCUACGGGGUUGAGGAGACCAUGGGUGGGUGGGGGCAGGAGGAGGAAGAGGGCGGUGGGGAGGGUGGGGGUGCCUCCGGGCUCACCGGGCUCCUGGGGGCCCUCGGACUUCUCGGGUUGAAGGGGGCCAAGGGUCUCAUCACGCUGGCCCCGUUCGCCCUGGCGCUUCCAUUCCUGCCAAUUUUGUUGCCAAUUCUCCUGGCGCCCAUCCUCCUCCCACUUUUGGCACUCUUGCUCUUUAUUCCAAUCCCGGUCGUGGUCACGCCGGCGGGAAGAAGUGUGUCGAAUGGAAUUGCGGAAUUUUCUGCGAGGGCGAUAAAAAUGGGGGGACUUCUGCCGGAAAUGGUGACGGAGGUGGUGCAAAGUGAGGAGUGUGUGGAACGGAUAAGCUGCGAGGUGGCGAGGGUCGGGAGGAAGUGGGGGGUUGGGAUGGAUGGCUGGGUUGAGGGAUUAACCUCGAGUCUUCCGAAGGAGAGCAAAUACAAAAAGAAGAUCCUGACAGGGAUGAAGCCGGAUAAGAAGUCGGGGGCAGGGGCGACCAGUCGCAAAACGGCGCCCGAAGACGACACAGAUUGUUCCGUAUUUUCGUGCAAUGCGAAAAGUAUUUUGGCAAAACACAUGACAAAAAUUUAGCAGUCGAAUUGUCUUACAUUUUUUUGCAAAAAAAUGCGACUUUCUUGAGCAAAAUGAGACGAAAAUGAGACAAGGACAAAAAAGUACGCUUUUGACGAGCUACGAAUGACGAUUGACGACAUUUUGACAUGCUUGACGAAAUCACGUGACGUGACAUGACUGAUAAUGACAUGUGACGAAAAUGACACCCGUACUGACUGUACAGACUGACGACGAGAAUUUAAUGACGAAGAAAAUGACACGACAAUGACGAAAUUGACAAACUUUGACGACACUUUACACACUUUUACAAAAUCUUUUACCAGUAUUUUUGGAAACUUGAAUUUAUUAUUAGAUAUGUAAUUUAUUAAAGUUGUUACAUUGUUUAACUGGAUUUAUUGUUGACCAAAUUGGUUGUUAAAAUGAUUUUUGUUGAAAUAUAAAUGAUUUUGUGUAC